Molecule: messenger RNA, 2135 nt
Organism: Hydra vulgaris (swiftwater hydra)
Lineage: Eukaryota; Metazoa; Cnidaria; Hydrozoa; Anthoathecata; Hydridae
Product: collagen alpha-5(IV) chain
Cellular component (GO): extracellular matrix
Source: RefSeq, a predicted model, not a curated record
UAUGUGUGGUUAUCUGGUUGCAGGUCGCCUGGUCGGUGGUCGACUAAAAUAUCCUGAAAAUGAAAUCACCGAUAAUGUUGAAAACAGAAAGUGUACAGGACCUCCUGGAAAUCGUGGAAAAAAAGGACUACACGGAUUGCCAGGGUUUCCAGGACCUCAAGGAUUACCAGGUGCAGUAGGCCCCACUGGUCAGACUGGUGAAAAAGGAUAUCCAGGUCCGGAUGGUGAUAUAGGUUUACCUGGAGCAAAAGGAAUAAAAGGUGCACCUGGUCCUGAAGGUUUCUGUUUAAUUGUACACGGCGAAAAAGGUGAUUCAGGCUUAAAAGGAGAACCUGGUUUGACUGGAGGAAUGGGAAUAAAAGGUAAGCAAGGAAACAGAGGACCAAAAGGUGAACGGGGUUAUGAUGGCUUACCUGGUGAUCAAGGUACACAAGGAAUAACAGGGGAUAUUGGAUACCCCGGAAAAGAAGGAAGCGAAGGAGAAGUUGGAGACAAAGGUCAAAUUGGAGAACAAGGAUUAGUUGGAGUACCUGGAAUUAAAGGAGCAAAAGGAAUUGACGGUAUAGUUGGACCAAAAGGAUUCCAAGGUGUACAAGGUAUGGCUGGUAAUCCCGGUAUUCCCGGUAUUCAAGGAAAAAAUGGGUUAAAUGAAACAUUGGGUGCACAAGGAGAGAAAGGAUCUCCUGGAAAUAACGGCGAUGAUGGUUUGGAUGGUGUCAUGGGGGGAAAUGGAGAAAAAGGAAGUAAUGGAAAUAUUGGUCCACAAGGUGAUCAAGGUCCAACUGGACCAAAAGGUUUAAUGGGUCUACCAGGUAAAGACGGUGAUCAGGGUGAUAAAGGCGACGUAGGACUACCAGGACCAGACGGUAUUAAAGGAAGAGAUGGUAAAAAUGGAGCACCAGGAAAAAGAGGUAUUACAGGACAUCCGGGAAAUAAAGGUAUUGCUGGGAUUAAAGGGCAAAAAGGUUCAAAAGGUGUUCCUGGGUUAAAUGGAUUGCCCGGAUCCCCUGGAAUUGAUGGAAAAAAUGGUGUUGAUGGAGCAACCGGAACUGAAGGACCAAUGGGAGAUCAAGGUCCCAAAGGAGAUCGAGGUGAUGUUGGGAAACAAGGAAAAACUGGCUCCAACGGCAGAAAAGGUUAUCCUGGCUUGGAAGGUGACAUUGGUCCAAAAGGUCAAAGAGGAAAGAAGGGAGAAUGUGGAGAAAAAGGAAUCGUUGGAAGUGAUGGAGAGAUUGGAGAACCAGGUAGUGUAGGACCAGCAGGAAAUGAAGGUAAAAAAGGAAUGCCAGGUCCUACCGGACCCAAAGGUGAACCGUCAGAUAAAGGAUAUCCUGGUAUUAUCGGUGAUGUUGGAUCAAAAGGAUUAAAAGGUUUAACUGGAUUAAAGGGUGAACCAGGUAAAAAAGGAGACAAUGGAGAAAAAGGUCAUAUGGGAAUUCAAGGUGCUACUGGUGAACCUGGAAAAUCUGGAAUGCCAGGACUACCAGGAAAAAAUGGUAAACAAGGUGCAGAGGGACCAUCUGGAGAGCAAGGGUUAGUUGGAGAUCGUGGACAUCCAGGCAAUCCUGGAAUAAAAGGUGAAAUUGGUGUUCCAGGAUCUCAAGGUCAGACUGGAAAAAAAGGAAUUCCAGGGAAAUCUGGAAAUCCAGGAGAAAAAGGGGUACGAGGAAAACCUGGUGCAAUUGGACCUCAAGGACAUAGCGGUGAAAUUGGAGACAAUGGCAUUAACGGUAAAGAUGGAAAAAAUGGAAGAAAAGGUUUGCCUGGAGUUAAUGGUGACAAAGGAAAUCCUGGAAAACAGGGACCGUUUGGUGAAAACGGACCUCAAGGAAACACUGGAAUGCCAGGAUUAAUUGGAUUAGAUGGUAAUGGUGUUAUGGAUUGUACCAGUGCUGAAUCUACUUCAAACUCUGUUAGUUGUUUAAUUGGAUUUGUACCAACAUGCUGUACUUGUGCAGGAGAUGAAAAUAAACAAUGGAAAAUGUUUGAUAAUAGUUGCAAGUGCUUAGCAUCAUCAGCAAAUGCAUCAGCAAUAUGCUGCAGAUUUAAAGAAGUUAUAGGAGAACUAAGAAAACCUUACUCUUCUUUAUAUUCGUAAAACUUAAAUAGAUGUUCUUCCUUGGCUUACUUGAGCU